AUGAUGGGUUCAUGUAUUCUGGAAAUGACGCGGGAUCAACUGCUGGCUAAUAUCAAGGCAUGGAAUCAGUUCGCGCACCCCCACUCCGACUGCAGCAAGUCCGGCGCGGGCGACCCGGAGUGGGAUGAGUUUUUCAGGACCAAAUUCAGAAAGGCCCGUGAAGAGACCCUGAAACAACACCGGUUGGACAACAACGCCAUUGCGUCGGAGAAUCUAGGACUCUUAUUCAGAGACGUGGGACCCCCUCCCGCCCGCCAAUCCAACGCCAACGCUGUUCAGGCCGUCUUCUGGUACGUGUUUGAGGCCCUCAAGGACCAGAACCUCCAGGGACGCCUUCAAACCAAGCUUCAGGCAUGCUACAGCCUCCGCAGCAGCACCUUUGAUCUCACACAAUUCUCCACCAAGCCUCUCCUCCAGUCAACUUACAUAAAAGUGCUGCGACUCCGCGCGGCGACCACCAUGACCUGCACCAAGGAAGACUCAGACUUCCAGCUCAGGCCGGACUACGUUGUUCCCCAGGACAUGACCACGACUAUCUUCUCAUCAAUCACAGCGCAAAACCAGGAGGCUUGGUUGUUAGUGCAGCCUCAAUCGGCUGAGCGGCCCCUGGAUGAGUUCUGGCUGGAGCGGCUCCUCGUGCACCGGGGGUCGAACAAGGAAGCGACCUUCAACGUGGAGGGGCUGACCGAGUGCUGGAUGGCCUACGGUGGCCGCUGUGAAUUAGUUGACCAGCGCCAGGCCGAGCAGGUCAAGCCCGACGAGCGCUGGUUUCCUUAUGGAACGUCACCACCGACGCGCAAAGUCGCGGUUCGACUGCGAAGACGCUAA
Aspergillus clavatus NRRL 1 is the source of this 828-nucleotide messenger RNA. RefSeq lists its product as uncharacterized. The coding region runs from base 1 to 828 and encodes 275 amino acids. Gene Ontology annotation, molecular function: iron ion binding; oxidoreductase activity, acting on paired donors, with incorporation or reduction of molecular oxygen; monooxygenase activity. The transcript is spliced from 4 exons. NCBI's taxonomy places the organism in Eukaryota, Fungi, Ascomycota, Eurotiomycetes, Eurotiales, Aspergillaceae. The record is from RefSeq and is a predicted model, not a curated record.